Pomacea canaliculata is the source of this 4524-nucleotide messenger RNA. RefSeq names its product multidrug resistance protein 1-like. Gene Ontology annotation, cellular component: membrane. Gene Ontology annotation, biological process: transmembrane transport. Gene Ontology annotation, molecular function: ATP binding; ATP hydrolysis activity; ABC-type transporter activity. Lineage: Eukaryota; Metazoa; Mollusca; Gastropoda; Architaenioglossa; Ampullariidae. The record is from RefSeq and is a predicted model, not a curated record.
UAACAAAGAGAAUUGUGUUCAGAUAUACAGAAUAUCAGUGAAGGACUUUGCGACAAGGUGGCCAUCUUCGUGCAGUGGAUGUCCACGUGCCUUGUGUCCUACAUCGUCGCCUUCGUCCAGGGCUGGAAGCUCACUCUUGCUGUCAUCGGCUUCAGCCCCUUUGUCAUCUUUGCAAGCUCUUUAAUGAUGAGACUGGUGCGCAGUGCGUCCAUCCGGGAACUGCAGGCGUACGCCAAGUCAGGGGCCAUCGCCGAGCAGGCCCUGAGGGCCAUCCGCACCGUGCAGGCCUUCCAGGGACAAGAGAAGGAACAGAAGCGCUACGAAGACAACCUGAUAUUCGCCGUCAAGGCGGGAUCAAGAAAAGGCAUCUUCCUCGGUAUCGGCAUGUCCACCUUUUGGUUCAUAAUAUUCAUGGCAUUUGCUGUGUCCUUCUGGUAUGGCGUGCACCUUAUUCAGACUGAGGGGUUUAGUCCCGGAAAUAUUCUGCCUGUCUUUUUCGGGGUUUACCUCGGCUCCAUGUCUCUUGGCAACGCUCUGCCCAACUUGGAAAACUUUUCCGAUGCCCGCGCAGCUGCCGCGAAGGUGUUUGAGAUCAUCGACCUUUCGCCUCAUAUUGACGUCAGUUCCGACAAGGGAGAGAAGAUCAUGAGCCUCAAGGGGGUCAUCGAGUUCAAGAAUAUCCACUUUCGUUAUCCGGCGAGACCGGACAUACCAGUGUUGAAUGGCCUUGACCUUAGAGUGGACCCAGGUCAGACUGUGGGAUUGGUAGGAGCCAGCGGAUGCGGAAAGAGUACGACCAUUCAACUCCUACAGAGAUUUUAUGACCCUGAAAAGGGGCAGGUCGCAGUGGAUGGACACGACAUCAAGACCUUGAAUCUGAAAUGGCUACGAGACCAGAUCGGCGUGGUCAGUCAGGAGCCCGUGCUCUUCGCUGCCACCAUCGCUGAAAACAUCAGGUACGGCAAGCGUGACGUCACCCAGGCCGCCAUCGAAGCUGCCGCCAAAGAGGCCAACGCCCAUGGCUUCAUUUCACACCUUCCUCAGGGCUACGACACGCUGGUGGGAGAGAUGGGGGCGCAGCUGAGUGGGGGGCAGAAGCAGCGAAUCGCCAUUGCACGCGCCCUCGUGCGCAACCCGCGCAUCCUGCUGCUGGACGAGGCCACGUCAGCGUUGGACAACGAGAGCGAGGCCGCCGUGCAGAGCGCACUGGAGAAGGCUGGGCAAGGGAGGACCACGAUCGUUAUCGCUCAUCGCCUGUCCACCAUCAGGAACGUGGACAAAAUCGUCUCCAUCAGUGCUGGCUGCAACGAGGAGGAAGGCAACCACCACAGUCUCAUCGCCAAAGGUGGACUGUACGCUCAGCUGAUCAACCUGCAGACCACAGCAGAAAAGGAAACAAAAACAGACGUCGACGACCUGGACAUUGUAGAAGAUGAUGAUGGCGAUUCUUUGCUGGAAAAAGACUUGGUGUCGCACAAAGUGGGUUUGAGACGAUUUUCCACUGUCUCCGGCCUAUCCCGCACUCUCAGCAUUCGCUUGAGCAAACGCAGCAUCAGGAGCAGGAGUGGGGUGGACAAGGACAAGAACAAGACAGAGACAGAGGAGGAGACUGCGUACAGUCUGAGGAGAAUAAUGCAGCUCAACUCUCCGGAAUGGCUGUCAAUUGUUGUUGGUGUCUUAUGUUCCAUGGCAGCUGGCGUAUGCCAACCUGCUUUCACCUUAAUUCUAACAGAAUACAUCAGAGAUGAGUCUCUCAGCAGUGUAUUUUCUGUUUGCAUCCAGAUUUUCGGCUACACAGACAGAGACGAGCAGUCCCACCAAGCCAUGGUUCUGGGAGUGAGUGUCAUUUGUGUCGGCAUCGCCACAGGGAUUUUUCGACUUGCGCAGAACUGGUGCCUGUCAUCGUCAGGGUCAAAGUUGACGGCUCGUCUGCGUGCUAUGACAUUCAAGGCACUGAUGCGACAGGAUAUGAGUUUCUUUGACGACCCGAAAAACCAGGUCAGCGCCCUGACCACAAAGCUUUCUUCUGAUGCGGCCUUAGUGCAAGGGGCGACUGGGUCAAAGGUCGGCCAGAUUCUGGAAGCCGUAGCCACACUCACCUCAGCUCUAAUAAUCGCCUUCGUGUUCGGAUGGAAGCUGACGCUGGUUGUACUGGCCUUCUUGCCAAUCAUCAUUGCUUCAGAAACUAUGAAGGGAAAAGUUAUCGCAGACUCGGCCAAAUCAGAGAAAUCCCAAUUACAAGAAGCUGGCAAAAUUUGUUCGGAAGCGGUGGACAAUAUUCGCACAGUGGCCUCACUAAACAGGGCAGACAUCUUCAUUGAGCGGCUGGAGUCCCUCGUCGACGUCACAAAAAGGACGGUUGUGAAGGCGGCGAUGACGUACGGCGUGUCCUACGGCAUCUCCAACAGCAUCAUCGUCUGCGCCUACGCCGCGGCCUUCACCUACGGCACGAAGCUGGUGGGCGACGGCGAGAUGGAGUUCUACGCCGUCUUCAGAGUGUUCUCAAUUAUAGUGUUCGGAGCUUCGACUGUCGGCCGUCAAAGUUCAUUCGGUUUCGACUACACCAAGGCCAAGCUGGCCGCAGGCAGACUGUUCACCAUCAUCGACCGCCAGCCAAAGAUCGACAUCGACAAGUCGGGUGGCUUACAACUGAACAAGUACAGCGGGCAGGUGGCAGUGGCCAACGCCACUUUCUUCUACCCCACGCGCCCCACAGUUCGGGUGCUGGGUGGCCUGGACCUGGCUGUGGAAGGGGGUCAGACCCUGGCACUAGUCGGGGGAAGUGGCUGUGGCAAGUCUACGGUCAUUCAGCUGUUACUAAGGUUCUACGAUUCAGAAUCUGGAGCUGUGUUACUGGACGGCGAGGACUCCCGCAACCUUGACCUCCGGUGGCUGCGGCAGCAGAUCGGCCUUGUGUCGCAGGAGCCAGUUCUGAUGGAUGGCAGCAUAGCCAGCAACAUCGCCUACGGCGACAACACGCGGGAAGUGCCGAUGGCUGACAUCAUUGCUGCGGCCAAGACCGCCAACAUCCACAGCUUCAUCGCGAGUCUUCCGCAGGGUUACGACACUAAUGUAGGCGACAAAGGGACACAACUGAGUGGUGGGCAGAAGCAGCGAAUCGCGAUCGCACGCGCACUCGUGCGUAACCCACGUGUCCUGCUGCUGGACGAGGCGACCUCUUCCGUGGACACUGAAAGCGAGCGGGUGGUGCAAGAAGCCCUCGAUAAGGCACGCGAGGGCCGCACAUGUAUCGUCAUCGCCCAUCGACCGUCCACCAUCCAGAACGCCGACAAAAUCGCGGUGAUAGGUGAAGGCCGGGUGGUAGAGACUGGCACCCACAGCCAGCUUCUGGCCACGAAGGGAGAGUAUUACAACCUGCUGCAGCUGCAGGGCAAGGGCAAAGCCGAGUGACCACGUGACAAGAACAAGAUGGCGUCUGUCAGCUUAAGUUAGCGUUCAUUAAGUGAAACCUGAUAGCGGUAAAUAGCCUAUAGGAGUAGAGGUAAGUAAAUAACUGUAUAAUAAAAACUUUUUUAAAAAAGCGAACGGACACUUUCUGAUGAGAUACUGGGAAGUGACGAAAGAAGGCUUGCGUGCAGACACACACACAUGUAUGAAAUAUCGUUGUAUAAGAACAUAAAUGUCGGUGUGAUUAAUAAUCAGGCCGUAAAAACCAGCAACCUCACACUGGAUUAUUCUAUAACUUUAGAAAUUGGUUUUCACUUAAUAAUGAGAGCUACACACGGGUAUCGUCUGCCCGAUCUGAUGUUUGUCUUCGUAACCUGUUCCGCAGCUGAAAUAAAUAAACACUGAUAAAAUGGAGGCGACUAACUUAUUUGUAAAAAUGGGAGAUAACUCUGAAAGGUAAUCUCCAGUGGCGUAUAGACGGCUAUCUCCCUUGGACUAAUCGUCAACCAUAAAUAUUUCAGGCCACCCGCCAACAUUUACAGAUGUACACGAAUGUGUAGGGGCUUGUGACAGUUUUAUCAUGAUGAUUAAACAUGAAAAAACCCACAGCCAGACAUGAACAAGCUCAGCAACAUGGCGUCAGUCCUACGAAUGGCUUUCGUUGUCUGGUUGUCUGUCGGGGAUAUCGCACUAUAAAGAUGAAAAGGUGGGUGUUUGUGAAUUGGGAAACACGAAUAACUAGGGACAUCUCACCACAGGGGGCUGUGAUCAUGUGUCACACCCAGAGAGGAGUUUGUGUCCCGAGACAAAGUCUGUGUGGAGAACAUUCCUUGGCGUUUACCAAGUGUCCGAUUUUAUCCUUGGUGUUACUGAGUUUAGACAGGCUGUUCAAGUUAUUAUCAAAGGGCAACGAAAGUUCCACUAAAAUUAUAGCUCUAAAUCUCUUUCAUUAAAAUUUUUAGCUACAAAAAAGGCCGAGCAUCUUUCAAUGCCAUUGGGUUUUUACCUGCAGUAAGAUAUCUGAAAAAUGAUUCAUAAAGAUAGGUUGUUCUGUAGAACAUUCUUGGGUGUGAAGGCACACCUUCAAUGUAUUUUGAGAGUCUGCAGCUGUCAGUA